AUGAAUUCCAAUCUGAGCUUUCUGAACAGUUCAGGCGAUUCGCGAAGAUCCUCAUCCGAGUCAAAGAAAGGCGAGAGCUUACUUAGUAUAUUAAGCCCUAGCCCCAAAGCUGAAGAAGGCUUUCAAAGCCAGCAUAGCACUGACAAUAGUCGAAAAAGAAGUAACUCAGCCGGUACCAACAGCAACUCCUCAGUUUCCGAUGAUAGCGUGAUAAUUCGUCGAUCUAACUCGAUGGGAUCAAGUUACGAUAAUAACAGCCCCGAGCAAUACCAGCAAGAGCGAUCCGAGAAUACAUAUAGAUCAAACAGUGCUACUAUCGAUGAAAAUUUUGAUGAUGAAGAUCCAUUCGAAAAUGAGGUAUUGUUGCAGGAGCCUCCUUUGUCUCCACCAAAAGAACUUCAUCCAGGUAGACUCUAUGCAUUAUAUGAAUUUAGUGGUCCUGAUCCAUCCCAAUGUGAUUUGGAAUAUGAUGAUGCAGUAAUUCUACUUAAUGAUGAUGAUUCAUACUGGUGGUUAAUUAAGAAAGUGAAAGACGGCAGAAUCGGCUUCGCGCCAGCUGAGUGCCUUGAAACACCAGGAGAAAGAUUGGCGAGAUUGAAUUGUUGGAAAAACGAAGAACUUGAAAGAAUCUCCAAAGAGGAGACCCGGAAAAGAUCUAAGAGCUUGCUAAGUCUUACGAAAAAGGCUAGUAAAUUGGCUCAUGGAGGUAGUGGUUCUGAUUUAGGGAGUGUUACUGGUAGCUUGAAGAAAAAAACUAGUUCCAAGAGUGUUAUUUUCAAUGAAACUGUGGAAUAUUCUCAACCAAGCUACAUAAGUGACAGCGAAGAUGAAUAUUCAGAGGACGAAUAUGAAGGUAUGGAAGAAUAUGAAGGUAUGGAAGAAUAUGAAGAUGAUCAGAUGAUUGAUGAUAAUGUGAACUACAGUGAUGAUAAUGACACCCUUGAUGGCAAGGAAAGUGUUGAUAAACAACAUCAUAUUGUCAUUGAUGUAGGUGAUGAUUAUGAUGGCAAUAUUGAUAUAGACAAUAUUGACGAUGGGCCAGCUGCCAAUUCUCAAAGAUCUCCUGAGCCUCUCGUUGUUUCCAAAAUACGGAAGAAGUCUAUUGACAAUCUUAGAAAUGCUUCUGCUUUCAAGAAUAAUAGCAAAGAAAACUUGAAUAACGACGGAGGAAACAAAGCAACUGUCAGAAGAGCACCUACACCAACUACUAUGAAACACCAACAAAAUCUUGCUAAUUUCAACGGCAAUUCUAAUAAUCCAGCCUCUCCACCAUUACAGGCGCCUUCAAUGGACAAUUCAAAUAAUUCGGGGCAGGGCUUGCAUCAUCAUCGCAACAAUAGUAUGUUAUCAAUCCUGGAUGAUGAUGCCUCGCUAUACAACCGUUCUUCAUCUAUUUAUGAUGGUGAUGCUUUAUCAUUUAGAAAAUCCCAAGAUAUGGAAACUAUGUUACAAUCUACUCCAAAAAAUAUGAACCUCAGCCAUGCGCACAGCAAUAAUAAUCUCGAAAGCUUAGUAACUACCCCUCCAAGUGCUAACAACCCUGAUGCUGGUAGUAAUGGAGGAAGCAAUCCAUUGGGGGUUAUCCCAAACCCUGCCUUGAGCCAAUCUCUCGCAAAGCGUACCAAUUCUGUUGCCACAGUUUCGAGCUCAAAUUACAGUAUUGGAGAUUAUUCCCCAAGCUCAUCAGAAUUUGAAAGUGAUACCAAUACUAGCAAUAAUCAAACUCCAACCAAGUUCCAGGUAUUGAACUCAUUGCAAUUGAGCAGCAGCACUAUUAAUAAUGGGAUUGGGCUUAAGGGCAAAAUCAGUAAUAGUAGUAGUGUGAAUUUUAACCAGUUACAAAAUACCGGAACCACCAAUGGGUCAUCUAAUGAUGCUGGUAGUGCCACUGCCUUGAAUAUCCUAAAGAGAGCCCAGGAUUCAGACUAUCCAACACAUGUGAAAACAAGUAGUAUCAAUACUGCCGAGUUUAGUGAUAUUACAGACAAUGUUGAUUUGGAUGGUUAUUCCACCGAUGAAAAUGAAAAUGGAAAUGAAAGACAACAACACAAGACAACAAAUGAUCACGACAAUACUAUAAGUGAUUUGAAAAUGGGAGACGAGAAGAAGAUUCUUGGGUCUCCGGUAAACUUAUUUCAAGAAAGUACGAUACUUGAAGAUCCUCAAGUCACUCAGAGCAUGAUGGACUCCACUACCAAUAAUCUUAUCGGAUUGUCACCUGUUAGGGCGGCGGAUAUCCCAACCCCAGCAGACACUCUAACAUUGUCAUCUGCUAAAAAGAAUGACUUGGCAAGUGAUACGAUCAGUGAAAUUGAUCGCCAACUCAAAGAAAUUAGUGAAUUGGAAGGAAGCUUUGGAGAUGCUGACAUCAGUAACUUCCAAGAAGAUGACUUGGAUCUUUCACAUAAUUCUGCAAAUCAUAACACCACUGAAGGGUUAUUUGGUGUUAAUUCUUUGGGCGUGAGCAAAACGAAUAGUUUGAAACAAAAGCCAAAAUUAAUGUUGAGUCCAUCGAAAUCGUUAACUAAAUCAAAAAACCAAGAAAAUAGACUUGAAGGAGCUAAUUUGAUGGAAUUUAAGUUGGGAGAUCCAAGAGGGUUCACUGAUAAUGACUCGAAUUCUACAAUUGGCGCUCUUAAUAUUGACAAUAAUCUUGGAGAAAAUAUAAUUUCUUCUAAUACUGAAAGUAAUGAAAUUUAUGAUGACGAUAAUGAGAGCAUUGGAAACGGGAAUGUUAACAACUCACCAAUCAUGAUCAAUAACAUCAAAGCAGGCAAUUCAAACUCCACCACAAUCACCAAUAACUCCCGCUUUUCCCCAGAUGAUGACGACGACGAUAGGAUUUAUGAUGAUGAUAUUGAAGGUCAUACAGUUGAUUUGACGCCGAAUUCAUCAUUCUUCACCAAUUCUUCAUCCUCUUUAAUUCAAGAGAAAUAUGAAUUCAAUCACCAUAGCAAUCAUUCACAUAUUACUCAAACCAAAGACGUUGUCAAUUCGAAGAUUAACAAUAGUACUACUAAUGUCAUGUUCCAAAAUGGCAGCGCUGUUGGUGUAACGUCCUCUCAAAUUACCAAUUCAAAUACCAAGUCAUUAAGAAACAAUUCAUUGUCAGAUUCUAGUGACCACAACACUGCCAACUAUAUGACCGAUUCCGAUAAGCCCAAACUUGUCGCGGGAACCGCGUUUGCCAAUCUCAACAGCGAACAUAGUUCGAAAUCGGAAAGCAACAACUCUGGACCAAUUAGUUACAGUACAGCUGGUUUGGCCAAUACAUCAAUCGUUAGUGACGAUGAUUAUGAAAGUGCAAACGGUAGCGUCGCUGGAAGUAUUAAGAGCAGUCCAUUCAGGUUGGAAGGUAAUAAAUCAUUUAGCAGCUUAUUAGAGAAUUAUCAUCCUGAGGUCAAUGAAAUGUUCUUCGAUGUGUUCAAUAGAGCCGACUCUUUGACUUCUAAGUUAGAAGAUUUGAAGAGAUUAUUGGUAAUUAACUAA
Saccharomycopsis crataegensis is the source of this 3489-nucleotide messenger RNA. RefSeq names its product protein phosphatase regulator BUD14 (gene BUD14). The record is from RefSeq and is a predicted model, not a curated record. Bases 1 to 3489 code for a protein of 1162 amino acids. Lineage: Eukaryota; Fungi; Ascomycota; Saccharomycetes; Ascoideales; Saccharomycopsidaceae. Gene Ontology annotation, cellular component: cell tip; microtubule cytoskeleton. Gene Ontology annotation, molecular function: protein binding. The transcript has a single exon. Gene Ontology annotation, biological process: establishment or maintenance of actin cytoskeleton polarity; intracellular protein localization.